Molecule: messenger RNA, 402 nt
Organism: Cooperia oncophora
Lineage: Eukaryota; Metazoa; Nematoda; Chromadorea; Rhabditida; Trichostrongylidae
Source: the annotation of a GenBank genome assembly
AUGUCACGGGAACAAAUCACUGCUCAGUAUCCACAUUCUUUCGAAUUCGGGGAGGAAUUUUUGGUAUUUCUGUUUGAGCACGCCUAUGCGAGUGAAUUUGGUUCGUUUAUAGGUAACAGUGAAAAGAUGAAGGCGGAACUCGGUGUUAAGAGUUCUACAGUUUCUCUGUGGUCUUAUGUCAACAAUCCUGAAAUACUUCGCUGUUUUGUUAACACCUCAUAUGAACCAAGAGCAUCUGUGCUUUGGCCGUCGGUUGCCCCACAGAGCAUACAUGUGUGGCAAAGGUUGUUCUUCCGAUGGCAGAUUGAUUGGGCACAACAAGAUCAGAUAAGGAAGUCUUCUUCGCAAUGGCGAAUCAAGGAGCGUGAACUGAUCUCUCGGGCGUUGUCUCUAAGGAGGUGA